AGGUUAGAGGACAUGAAGGAGGAAGGUGGGGUUUAGGUUUUUGAAGGCGAUCGAUUGGGGCAGGCGAAACCGGGGCGGCGCCGGCGAGAUUGAUCGGGUGGCGUGGAUAGAUGGAAGGCUUGCGAGUGGCAGAGGCGGACCUGGUAGUGUACGUUCACCCUUCGAAAUCCAACCAAGUCCGCCGCGCCGUCCUUCGCCAGCUCAGUUCUCUUCUCUUCACGCAUGAUGAGAUAUUUGAAGGUGUAGUUUUGGCAUAUGAAGUCAAUAUCCCCAGCAAACGUGCAAAGGUCAUAUCAGGACUAAUUCCGUACAUAGGAGUUAAAAUAAAAGCAAAUUUGUUGCUUUUUUCUCCUAAGCCGAGCAUGUUAUUAGGAGGCAAAGUUGUCAAGCUGGGGAAGGAAUCAAUUCAUGUUGUUGUGCUUGGAUUUUCUUCAGCAGCUAUCAUGUUAGAAGACAUCCGUGAAGAAUUUAAGUAUAAGAUUAAACAUGGUGAAGUUGUUUUUGCUAGUUCCUCUCACAAACGCCAUGUUAUCAAAGCUGGAAGUAUGAUACGUUUUCAAGUUAAAAGUCUUGAUGAGGAAAUACUUCACAUAUCGGGAUCAUUGCUUCCAUCGAACACUGGAUGCAUCCAAUGGUUAUCAAAACAUGGCACAGAAGAUGGAUCAUAUGCAGACAGAAGUUUGAAAACGAGCGAUAUUCAAAGGGAGAUGCAGGAAGAAGGUCCGUUAAACACCACAACAGGAGACAAGUCACCGAAUAAAACACACAAACACAAGUCUAAGAAAAGGACUCGUGGGGAUAGAUGAUUCUGAGGUCUCUAGAAGCUCAAAGAUGAAAGUCUUCCUACUUCAGAAACAGGUGCAAAGCAGUAAAUAUAUGCUUCCUGUACUUGUGCUGUUCCAGAUUGUCAAAAACAUGCUUUUGGAAGCAUUAUUUAUUAGCAUUUGUAGGAAUUAUCAGGAUGAAAUAGCUAUAUUGAUGUUUCUGAAAUGUAAUUUUUACAUUCCCAAAUUAUUAACAAGUUGAUCAAUAUUUUAUGAAAGAUCUUGACUCGUCCAUUUAGACAUUAGAAA
Molecule: messenger RNA, 1073 nt
Organism: Zingiber officinale
Lineage: Eukaryota; Viridiplantae; Streptophyta; Magnoliopsida; Zingiberales; Zingiberaceae
Product: probable DNA-directed RNA polymerase I subunit RPA43
Exons: 6
Coding region: 111-806 (231 amino acids)
Biological process (GO): DNA-templated transcription initiation
Cellular component (GO): RNA polymerase I complex
Source: RefSeq, a predicted model, not a curated record